AUGGCUUUCAGUCUCCUUUGGGAAAUGGACGGCCGCCUGGCCAGCAGGGAGCAGCAGCCAGGCUGGCCCUACGCGCCGUGGUGCCCCGCGUGCCAGAGCCUGCAGCCGGAGUGGGAGAGCUUCGCCGAGUGGGGCGAGGACCUGGAGAUCGGCAUCGCCAAGGUGGACGUGACGGAGCAGCCGGGACUCAGUGGGCGGUUUAUCAUAACAGCACUUCCCACCAUUUACCACUGUAAAGAUGGAGAGUUCAGACGGUACCAGGGGCCGCGGACCAAGGCUGAUUUCAUUAACUUCAUCAGCGAGCAGGAGUGGAAGUCUGUGGAGCCCGUGUCCUCGUGGUUUGGCCCUUCCUCCUUCCUGAUGAGCAGCAUGUCGGCCCUGUUCCAGCUGUCCAUGUGGAUCCGGCACUGCCACAGCUACCUCACGGAGCACCUUGGAAUCCCAGUCUGGGGGUCCUAUGCUAUUUUCACGUUCGUGACCUUGUUUUCGGGACUUCUGCUGGGACUCGUCAUGGUGUUUAUGGCAGACUGUCUUUGCCCUUCCAAGAAGCAGAGGCCCCCGCAGAGCCCCUGUCGAAAAAAGCUGCCGGCGUCCCCUCAGCUCGCGAAAAGGACGCGUGGAGAGCAGGAUGACGAGGCUUUGGAUGCCGAGGGGGAGCACGGCGCACCGCCACCCUCCGCCCCGCCGCCCAGCACGCUGAGGCAGCGCAUCGUGGUCCCAGCUGAUGAAGAGGAGCAGGCUUAGCUCCUGCCCACCGGCGGCUUUCCGGAUUCCCCGGGUCACCUCCUGGCGUGGAAACAGGAAGGUCCUGUGAGGCUGGGGAUUCGCCUCUUGGUCCCGAAGACGGAAACGUGGCACAUUCGUUCGACAGAAAAACAGACGCUUCCCUCAGGGCUUCCCGGAGGCGUCCGCUCAGGGCCUGACCGUUGGCACGCCCUUCUUGGACCGGUCUGGAAGGGGUGGGGGGUGACCGCUUUGGGGCCGCGGAGGCGCCGUUCGGGGUGGCCAGCCUGCAGCGCUGGAGGGCAGCGGCCCGGAGUGGCGGCGGCAGUGGCGGCGGUGGCUUCUCACCUCUGGAGCCGGUCAGGGAAGGGAGGCCGGCCAGCCGGCCGGCUGGCUGCUGCCACCUCUGUGCGCGGCCUUGUGUGCUGCCGCUCUCCGUGCCGAGGGGUCUUGGCCCUGCAUCUCCCCGCAAAGGCUGCGUGGCCAGCGAGGGCCCCCAUGUGCGGCUGGGGCGGAGCCUGCUGCCCCAAGAGAAGGGCCGAAGGGCGCCUUCCUGUCCCUUUGUGCCCCCGCCCAGAGGCGGCAGCUAGUCGUGGCCCCAUCGGCCCCCCGGGCACCGGCUCGCUCCUCCCCGCCCCCCGUCCUCGCAGCUUCUGCCUGGCGCCUGCCAGCGAAGGGCGAGGGGCCGUGUCCUCGACUCGGCGGGCCGAUGCCAAGCGGGCCGCAGCACUCCGCCCAGGAUGCGGACUCGGCAGGAGGGGCUGGGGUGCAGAACGCGGAGCUGGUCACGUCGGUACUUGUUCUGGUGUAGCCAGCUCAAAGAAAGGAAGGGCGGGCGUUCCAGAGAGCGGGGAGGAGGGUGACGGCUCCUCAUUUCCCUGCGCAGGUGCCUCCUCAUAAAAUCCCUGAAUGGAAGCGCCUCCCUCUGCAGCGGCGAAGAGCCAGCGCUGGGCUCAGCAGCCAUUGCACGUGCUCCGUCCUCGGUGGCUGCGGGGCACGUCUCUGAGGGAGGCUUCUGGCCCUGGGCUAGCAGCUCGCUUUCCAGAAGACAGUCUAACACCUUCCAGCUCCUCGGGGAGCAGGCGUUGAGGCUGCUGCCGUCCGAGGAAGCCCCUUCCCUGGAUGAUGCCGGAGAGCUCUGCCCUCUGGGAAGGAGCACCACGCAGUCUUCCCCAGGCCGCAGCCUGCGGCGCGAGGCAGGCAGCCGGAAUGCUCUGCAGAGGCUCGGGCCGCGCUCCAGCGCAGCUUGCCCUCGCCCGCCAGCAAGAGCGUCUGGAACAGCGUUGCGCUGAAGGCAGAGGCCUGGAGCAGGCCGUGCCCCGGCUGCCUGCGUUGCUGCCCCGCCGGCGCCGCGCCCAGGCACCUUGGCCCGGCCAGGCAGUCGGGGCCUCCGCAGCGCUGCUCUCCCAUUGGCGCCGUUUGGCACACCGCGGGUGCGGUGGAUGUUCACGCUGGAUCUCCACAGUUGGAUCCUGCCCGAGGUGGACGUUUCUCCGUUUCCUCACGUGCUGCCUGGGAAAACAGACGGCUGCCCUGGACUCCUGGUUGGCCUUCGGCGCAGAGGGAGGCUCGGGCACGUCCAGCCGCAUUUCCUCCCUGUUCACAUGUUUCAGGAUGGUCCAGGCAGUGCGCUGAUGCUCACCACCAAGAGGCGACCGUGCUGGGAGCCGUCCCGCCUGAGCCCGCCUCGUGCUGAUGAAGAGCUGAAGGGCCCCGUUGCGCAGGCACAGAGCGGGAGAGCGCGGCGCUUGCCCUGGCUGAACGGCGCACGGCAUCAGGGAGGGCGGAUGCGGGAAGGCUGGACGGCUCGCCUGCGGGAAGCCGCAUCCCUGCAUGUGGUGGCGCUCUGAGCAGAGCCGUCUGGGCCGAGUCCAGUUGCCCCGUUACUGCAGAGCUGCUUGCGAGGACUUGGUGUGCGUGUGUUGUGGGAGGGGAGGGCAGAAAGGACCUCGUGGCCCUCCAGAUGGCAACACGGAGGUCCUCGGGCAAAGCUCCGGACAGGAGACACACUCCGAGAAGGCCAGGCCUGGCUUCACUCCGUGGUCCUGCCUGCAGCAAGCGAGUGGUUCCCACAGCCUGGACAGCUCCUCUCUGCCCACCACACUUGCGGGGGGCUGUUGGCGGCUCUCGGUGGGAAUCCAGUUCUGCUCCGCAUGGGAUGGGAUGGUAUGGGGGGCAUUCUGGGAAGGCGGCUCGUGGAAACCGCGCUUUGCUCAGGGUACCGAGGAAGCUGCUUCUGAGCAUCUGCUGCUGCCGGUUCUUGGCCCACAGCUGGAAUCGCCGAUCCAGCGCAUGCCAUGCCGUCAGCCGCCGGGUCGAUGUCUUCUCUGCGGUGGACCAAAUGCCUCUGUCCCUCCGGGAAACAUUUCCAAGUAAUAAAAGUUUAUCUCCA
Messenger RNA from Varanus komodoensis (Komodo dragon), 3115 nucleotides. RefSeq names its product thioredoxin-related transmembrane protein 1-like. The transcript is spliced from 8 exons. Lineage: Eukaryota; Metazoa; Chordata; Lepidosauria; Squamata; Varanidae. Bases 1 to 744 code for a protein of 247 amino acids. The record is from RefSeq and is a predicted model, not a curated record.